Ceratosolen solmsi marchali is the source of this 933-nucleotide messenger RNA. Its product is annotated as protein transport protein SFT2. Gene Ontology annotation, cellular component: membrane. The coding region runs from base 254 to 868 and encodes 204 amino acids. The record is from RefSeq and is a predicted model, not a curated record. NCBI's taxonomy places the organism in Eukaryota, Metazoa, Arthropoda, Insecta, Hymenoptera, Agaonidae. The transcript is spliced from 5 exons. Gene Ontology annotation, biological process: vesicle-mediated transport.
AGCGGUAAAAACAUAGUUAAUGAACGAUACGGCGCGAUGCAGGGAAUAUUUGUUCUGCGUGGUAGAGCAAUGCAUAAUUUACGUAAGCGAUACGAUACGCAACCCAUAAUAUGAGGUCAAUGUUGAUUUGUUUAAAUAAAUGUAACGGGAGAACGCGAUAAGCUGGAGGAAAUUAAAAUUCUUUGUAUUACAGUGGGAAAAUUGUCGAUGGUAUCGGGGCGAGGACUUUAUCAUUACGAGGUUACGUGUCAAAAUGGCCGAUCUAAAUAAGGAAUUGAACGAGUAUCUUCUAAGCAAUAAAAAUGAAAAACAAUAUAAAAUUGCGAUGCCAUCGGUGGGAAUUCCAAAGCUAGGUUUAGGAAAAUGGUUUGGCAGAAGUUUAGAAGAAGACAGAGAAGAAUCAGGGUGGUUGAAGGACGCGAGCAAAGAAUGUUGUCCUAGCAUGACAAGAUUGCAAAGGCUCACCGCAUUUGGAAUUUGUUUUGUAAUGGGAAUUUUAUGUUUUUGUUUAUCCACCAUAUAUAUUCCUGUAUUACUCUUAAAAGCUAGGAAAUUUGCUCUUCUUUAUUCAAUAGGGAGUUUGUUUUUCUUAAUGAGCUUUGCAUUCCUGUGGGGUCCGUUAACUUAUUUAACAUCAUUGUUUUCAGUGGAAAGAAGGUGUUUUUCCAUUACCUACAUUGCUACUUUAACAGGAACUUUGUAUUUUGCUCUCCAUUUACAAUCGACGUCGUUAACUGUUUUAUGCGCGGUAUUACAAAUAAUUGCAAUGUUAUCAUUUUUAAUAAGUCACAUACCUGGAGGAACAACAGGACUUAUGUUUUUUACAAGAAUGUUUAAAUCUUCGGUUAGCUCAACUUUAUCUGUCUGACAUUUUUUACAUAUAAAACAUUAAUUUUAAUUUAUAAAAUCAAAAAGCUUUCAAUGUAAUAUAAC